AUGUCCAGUGUGGCAGCUGGCCCACAGCUACCAUCCCAGUCCAUCAUGUUCCCCAUCCUGUGGCUGCUUCUUGGCUUCACUCUCCCAGCGCUGGGCUUCCACAUUCCUGUCAGCUGUCCCCAGGCUGAGAAAUGUCAGCGGGCCCUCCUCUCAGACUCCAGCGAUGUGCUCUUGUCAUGCAGUGUCUCCAAGGCACACUGGUCCUACUCUGGAUUAUCCAAAGAUGGCCAUCUCGUCAACCUAUCCAGUGUUUCCAAUGUAGAAAUGAGGCCUGAGGGUGAACUUGCUAUCAGAAACCCGUCACCUUACAACACAGGCCUUUACCUGUGCCAGGCCAAGAACGGUACCCAAGUGGCCCAAUAUGAGAUUGAUUUCCAAGAUGCCAACAAGCUGCAUGUCACACACAAAGGCCUGGGUCAGAGCCCCCUGCCAAACAGUACGCUGAACCUGGGGAACAUGGAGCUGGUCUACACUCAGUGGGAGCCCUGGCAGAGAUGCAACCGUUGUGGGAAGCCGGGUGAGAGGAAACGCCUGGGCUUCUGCUAUAUUAAGGAACCGUUGAAGGACCCCAUCCCCUGUGGGCUCUACCUGGGGAAGCUGAGGAUGUGGUUAGUCCGAGCCCGGCCUGAGGUGCAGGUGGAAGCCUGCCACGUGCAGUGUGAAGACAGCUAUUGGUUCACUGGGGAUUAUGUCGUCUUUGACAACUUCAGGCUCAUGGAGGAGUCAGAAUCUGCAUGGCUCAGCUGCCCCUUGGCAUCCAUCUACAGGCCCGUCCAAUGGGAAGCCAACAACACCCCUCUGACUUGGGAGGGCCAGCUGUCCAGCAGGGAUCUCAGCACCUUCAUGGACCUGUUAAAAGGUGGCCAACAGCUGCAGAUCUUCCAGCCAGCCACGUACAGAUGCUUUGUGGAUCAGGAACUCGUGGCCCAGUUCAACCCUACUCCUGUGGAGAUGCUGGAGGUUAAGAAAAGACCCGAGACCCAGAGGUGGCAGCCAGGGAAGAUCAGAGCCCCGCUCGGGAAGGCAGAUUCGGUUCUCGAAGGCUUGAAACUGAUGCUGCUCAUGGGCUCUGCAUUGGUCGUGAUAGGGCUUCUCUGCAAAGUCUUUCACCCUUCCCAGAGCAAGAAGAGAAGUCAGAUCCUGCUGGCGAAAUAAAACAAGUCUUCUGUGUUGGAGGAGACCUGGUCUCCACUAUUUCAUCUUUAGCCUGGGCCCCAGUAUCAGCCCCACCAGACCCGAGAUGUGUGAACCAGCACAACCUAGAUUAAAAGCCAAAGGCAACUUCUUUCACUCUUC
Messenger RNA from Nannospalax galili (Upper Galilee mountains blind mole rat), 1296 nucleotides. RefSeq names its product protein FAM187B. Lineage: Eukaryota; Metazoa; Chordata; Mammalia; Rodentia; Spalacidae. The coding region runs from base 1 to 1155 and encodes 384 amino acids. The transcript is spliced from 2 exons. The record is from RefSeq and is a predicted model, not a curated record.